Molecule: messenger RNA, 192 nt
Organism: Protopolystoma xenopodis
Lineage: Eukaryota; Metazoa; Platyhelminthes; Monogenea; Polystomatidea; Polystomatidae
Source: the annotation of a GenBank genome assembly
GGUCUUGGAGGCUGUUUUCGUCUCGCCAAAUCAAUGCACUUCCGCAGCGACGUGGUAACCGUCGGACCGGACCGCCUUACCACCGGUGCUCACGAGGGCCAAUCGACACUUGAGCAUUGUCCAACUGCUGCCAGGUCAGCCGAAAAUCGCACCGAAUUAGGGAAAUUAAGGAGCCUUUUUCCCAUCGAAUAG